Myiozetetes cayanensis is the source of this 7614-nucleotide messenger RNA. RefSeq names its product Rap guanine nucleotide exchange factor 1 (gene RAPGEF1). Gene Ontology annotation, cellular component: plasma membrane. The coding region runs from base 186 to 3860 and encodes 1224 amino acids. Gene Ontology annotation, biological process: Ras protein signal transduction; positive regulation of GTPase activity. NCBI's taxonomy places the organism in Eukaryota, Metazoa, Chordata, Aves, Passeriformes, Tyrannidae. The transcript has 26 exons. The record is from RefSeq and is a predicted model, not a curated record. Gene Ontology annotation, molecular function: guanyl-nucleotide exchange factor activity.
CUUCCCGUCGCGGCCCCGCCGAGCGGGCCGGGGGGGCGGGCGCUGCUCCACCGCGGCCGCCGCCGGAGCCGCUCCCGCACCGCGCCCGGCAGCAGCGGGAGCCCCCCGGCAAACAACCCCCCCGACCCUGCUCGGCCCGGCCCCCCGAGCGCCGCCGGGCCCGAGCGCCGAGCGCCGGCUCCGACAUGUCCGGCAAGAUCGAGAAAGCAGAUUCUGAGCGUUCUCAUCUCUCCUCGUUCACCAUGAAGUUGAAGGGCAAGUUUCAUUCACCAAAAAUAAAGAGAACACCUUCAAAGAAAGGAAAACCAGCUGACCUGACAGUGAAAACACCAGAGAAGUCAGUGAACAAAAAUGUAUCAUGGCUGGAGGAGAAGGAGAAGGAGGUCGUCAGUGCUUUGCGCUACUUUAAGACUAUUGUGGAUAAAAUGGCAAUUGAUAACAAAGUGUUAGAGAUGCUGCCAGGCUCAGCCAGCAAAGUGCUGGAAGCCAUCCUGCCCUUGGUGCAAACUGAUCCUCGCAUCCAGCAAAGCUCUGCCAUCUCGUCCUGCUACAGCCGCGUGUACCAGAGCCUGGCCAACCUCAUCCGCUGGUCUGACCAGGUGAUGCUGGAGGGGGUGAACUCAGAAGACAAGGAGAUGGUGACAACAGUGAAGGAUGUCAUAAAAGCUGUUCUGGAUGGAGUCAAGGAGCUGGUCAGACUCACGAUUGAAAAGCAGGAGCAUCCCUCUCCCACAAGCCCAGUUAAACCCAGUUUACCAGCAUGUAAAUCUGACAGCCCAUCAGAACUUCCCCUUACAGACCGAGAAAUGGAGAUCCUCAACAAAACAACCAAUAUGACCCAAUCCAACGAGCUGCUGACUGACUCCAUGGAUGAAGAAGUUGCACCUCCUAAACCCCCUCUGCCCAGCAUUCGUGUGGCAGAGAACAGCCCUCCACCAGCACUGCCCCCUAAAAAACGUCAGUCGGCACCUUCCCCGACCAGAGUGGCGGUUGUGGCCCCAAUGAGUCGAGCUACCAGUGGGUCCAGUUUACCUGUUGGAAUCAACAGACAGGAUUUUGAUGUUGACUGCUAUGCCCAGAGAAGAUUGUCAGGGGGAAGCCACUCCUAUGGGGGGGAAUCUCCUCGUCUCUCACCGUGCAGUAGCAUCGGCAAGCUCAGCAAGUCUGACGAGCAGCUCUCGUCCCUGGACCGCGACAGCGGCCAGUGCUCCCGCAACACAAGCUGUGAAACCUUGGAUCAAUCGGAUCACUAUGAUCCAGACUAUGAAUUCCUGCAGCAGGACCUCUCCAAUGCUGAUCAGGUACCUCAGCAGGUGCCAGGUAUCCUCAGCCCAUUGCCAGAGUCCUUGGGUGAGUCUGGCUCCCCUUUCCAUGGACACGCUUUCCAGCUCCCGCAGGGCAGCUCUUCUCCCCUGGAAUUCUGCAGCCUCACGGGAGCAGCACCACCCACAGAGACUCCUCCAGCUUUGCCAGAAAAGAAGAGGAGAAGUGCAGCCUCCCAGACUUCUGAUAACUCAGGCUGCAGGGUGUCCUAUGAGAGACACCCUUCCCAGUAUGACAACAUCUCCGAGGAUGACCUGCAGAACGCUGUGGUUGUCCCAUCAAUACCCUUCACGCCGUUUGCUGCUGUUUUGCCUUUCCAGCAAGGAAACUCUUCAGCACCAGUGGAAUUCAUUGCUGACUUUGCUGCUCCAGAUUCUAACAGUGACCCAGAAAAGCCACCACCUCUGCCAGAGAAGAAAAACAAACACAUGAUGGCCUACAUGCAGUUUGUGGAGGACUACUCAGAGCCACAGCCGUCCAUGUUCUACCAGACCCCUCAGAACGAGCACAUCUACCAGAAGAAGAACAAGUACCUCAGGGAAGUCUACGGGAUCAACGACUCCUUUAUCAGCUUAGACCCCGCUCAAGACCUGGCACCUCCUCCUGCUCUCCCACCGAAACAGAGACAGCUGGCCUCCUAUGCUGCCUCUUCUUUCUCUUCUGUCUCCUACUGUGUCCAGCAAACUAAAGUGCCCUUCACCCCCGAGGACUCCGGUGCCACUCAGGGCCUCACUAUGUCAGUCUCUAACUCCUUUCUGAGCCGGCACAGCUCCUUUCCUGUGCACUCGUACAAAUCUGUGUUUAGGUCCUACUCCCAGGACUUUGUGCCUCACAACCAAGUCUCCAUACCUCCUUUCCUGUCUUCUACCUCCUCCUCCUGCUCCACCCCGCCUUUUCCGCCCGUCCAUCCAUCUCCGAGCCCCGACCUGGCGGUGCCCGCCGCAGCCAGCCAGUCACCCAGCACUGUGGAUGUGCCAAACUCCUCUUCUCAGGAGAGCAGCUUUAACGGGAAUGCUCCUGUCUGCCUUCCUUCUGAAACCUCUUUCACUGAUUCUCUCCAGACGCCUUCGAGUGAAAACGCCAGUGAGGAGGCUGGUGAGGGUGAAUACGUCAAUCUGUAUUCCUCUGGCCAGAGCAACGGGGAACUCCCUCACUCUGAAGGAGAAUCUCCCUCUGUCAAAGACUCCAAAGACUCCUCUGUGAACAGCAGUGCCAUGGGGAAAGAGGGCAAUGAUGGUGCUGACAGGCAGCCACAGUCACCAGAUACUUUGGAAUCAUCACAGCUGGAGGAAGAGGUAGAUGAGCUGUCCCUUAUUGACCACAGUGAAAUCAUGGCUAGAUUAACACUGAAGCAAGAGGGGGACGAUGGGCCGGAUGUCCGUGGUGGAUCCGGAGACAUCCUGUUAGUGCAUGCGACGGAGACUGACAGGAAAGAUCUGGUGCUGUACUGUGAAGCCUUUCUGACUACAUACAGGACAUUUAUUACCCCUGAAGAGCUCAUCAAGAAGCUGCAGUACAGAUAUGAGAAGUUUUGCCACUUCCCGGACACGUUUAAGAAGCGAGUCAGUAAGAACACCUUCUUCGUGCUGGUGCGAGUGGUGGAUGAGCUGUGCUUAGUGGAGUUGACAGAGGAAAUUCUCAAGCUGCUGAUGGACCUGGUCUUCCGGCUGGUCUGCAAUGGGGAGCUGAGCCUUGCCAGGGUGUUACGCAAGAACAUCCUUGAUAAAGUGGAUCAGAAGAAAAUGCUGAGCUACGCCAACUCCAUCAAACCUCUUGCAGCCCGAGGGGUGGCAGCCAGGCCAGGGACACUGCAUGAUUUCCACAGUCAUGAAAUAGCCGAGCAGCUGACCCUCCUGGAUGCUGAACUCUUCUAUAAAAUCGAGAUCCCAGAAGUUUUGCUUUGGGCAAAGGAACAAAAUGAAGAGAAGAGCCCCAACCUGACACAGUUCACAGAGCACUUUAAUAACAUGUCCUACUGGGUCCGUUCAAUAAUUAUGCUACAAGAGAAAGCCCAGGACCGAGAGAGGCUGCUCCUUAAAUUUAUAAAGAUUAUGAAGCACUUACGAAAGCUGAAUAAUUUUAAUUCCUAUCUGGCCAUUCUUUCUGCACUGGAUUCUGCCCCCAUCAGAAGGCUGGAGUGGCAGAAGCAAACCUCAGAGGGCCUGGCUGAGUACUGCACCCUGAUCGACAGCUCCUCGUCCUUCCGCGCCUACCGAGCGGCUCUGGCCGAUGUGGAGCCCCCCUGCAUCCCGUACCUAGGCUUGAUUCUGCAGGAUCUGACCUUUGUUCAUCUGGGAAACCCCGAUUACAUUGACAGCAAAGUGAACUUUUCCAAGCGUUGGCAGCAGUUCAACAUCCUGGACAGCAUGAGGUGCUUCCAGCAAGUACAUUACGACAUCAAAAGAAACGACGACAUAGUGUCAUUCUUCAACGACUUCAGCGACCACCUGGCUGAGGAGGCCUUGUGGGAACUGUCCCUCAAAAUCAAACCUCGCAACAUUACGAGGCGGAAAACAGAUCGAGAAGAGAAGACCUAGGAGGAGGGGUGGUGCGAGCGAGGAGAAUUGCUCCGCAGAGGCGCCGAGGGCAGCUAUGAGACUGGAGUUCAAUGUUUGUACCUGUCACUGGAUGACACACCCUCCCUCCCAGCUGGCAGCCAUCCCUGGGGGUGGGAAUGCCGGGCGCUCGCAGCCGGCCAGAGGUGACCGCGCGCGGCCGCCGCCGAGGGCAGAGAUCGACCGGUGCUCGCUGCACCCGCCCUCCUUCUCCUCCCGUCCCUCUGUGCCAUGAACCAGCUUUAAACCCGGGGAGAGAGCUGUGUGGAAGGAGAGUCCUGCGCCAGCGUGUUGGUUUGCUGGCCCAUUCCAUCCGGGAAUAGCCCGGCUUCUGUUUCCAUCCACGAAGGAAGGUCAGCGAGAGCUCAGCGCCGACACUGUCUCUGGAGCGGCGUCGGGCAGGAGCAGCCGUGGAAGCCAAGGGUUUGAGACUCCCCUGCAAUGCCACCUCCAAACAUGUUCAUCCAUAGGAGAUGAGGAUGGAAGCGUUCCUGCUGCCUGCCAGAGGAGCUCUGCUUUCAGAGAGCUGCUUGUGUUUACAGGGGUCUUGGUUCGCCCCAGAUCUCUGGCGCCUUCUCCGUGGGAGGAAGGCACCGGUCGUAGAUACGGAAGAGGCACUGAAAACAUGGGCAGGGACCCGCCAUCUGCAGUCAUCACAUCCCCCUCCUCCUCUCAGAUCUCGUUAUUUAAGCAACGGUAAAUCCCUCUGGACCUGGAAACACGGACUACCCAGGUACUGCGGGUCACUGUCUGUGGCCCCGUGUCUCUUAGCGAUGGUACUUAGCUUUUGCACAGGAAAUGCUGUAGUAUAUGGACUGUACAUACUAGUGUUUAGAAUCCGUUGGGGAUUUUUGAUGCAUGUCUGAAUACCGAUGAAUUUAUAGGAAAAAAAAAAAAAAGAAAAAGUGCAAACCGAUAUGUAUAAAAUUCACAACCAGUGACAAUGUUGUUCCAAGUGCUGGAAGAAAGGAGGCUCAAGGCUGUGGAGCAGGUGAAGGAGCCGGGCCAAGGAGCCAGCAGGUCCAUUUCUGGGUUGGAAAUGGGAGCCAGGAAGGAGCCCUGUUCCCAGCCGAGCCACCCCAUCCUCCCACCCCACUCCUCUCUCCUCUCACUGUUGCCAAAUGUUUGUUCCUGGGGGUCCCCGUCGGGCUGGCCCUCGGUGCUGUGCUUUGUGACCCGUGCUUUGGCAGGAGCCCCAGCAGGUCCCCGUCCCCAGUCCUGCCGUGCCAGAGCCAGCAGGGCAGGGGCAGCCUGGCAUGGAAGAGCAAAGGGCAGUCUCAUUUCCCACACAUGCAGUGUUAACCCCAAUCUGUUCAGUGUGCCUUAUUCAGCCCCUCUGUCCCCUCUCUGUGUCCCACCCAGGGUGUCCCCCCCAGCACAGCCCCAGCCAGGCCAUUUCACAUCCCUCCUCUCUAUCCUCUUCCAAUAGUUUACAGUCGGAUCGUGGGUUUGAGUGUGCCCUGCAGGUUUCAGCAGCCUUGCGAGACCCUUCUCAGCUCUCUGUGGUUUUUACAGGGUUCUAACAAAAUCCUGCAGGUUUAGGGCAGCAGCUCCUGGAAUACAGAUGUGGAGUUUCACAGAGCAUCCUUAACUUAUUUCUCAAUAGCAGCUCUGUGCCUGCUCAAGCCUCUGUUUAUUCUGGGUGAAUCAGAGCUGCACUUACUUCCCUCUCCAAACAGAUUGCAAAGACUUGGCCAGCUCUGCCUGACUCCCAGGAGGGAGUGACAGCCACACUGCCCCGCUCGCAGGGUUUUACCCAGCUUGGUUAUUUUCCUGAAGAUUCAGGCCCAGGACUCAUACAGUGACCAAUUGCUGAAGCACCCCUGUCCACGAGGACAUCUUCUGGGAGAGGAGAGUGUGGGGUCCAACACAGUUUGUGCUGUGCAGCCCCAGAGAAGGAGGAGCAGGAAUCUUCUGUGCUGAAACACGUUAUCUGAACAGGAACACUUCAAAAGGGGGUUAUUUUCAUGGCACUGAGGGCGUUGGAGCGGUGUGUUGAGUCCAGCCAGGGCUUUGCAAUCUCCAAAGGCUUCCCAGCCUUCCACAGAGGAAGUCAUGCCUGUGUUUUCCUUUGUAAAUAAGGUUUUUAAAAGCCCAACAGGUUGAGGUGGUGAGAAGGCUGAUGGUGUGGGCUUUGCCCCAGCAUCUCUGAGCACCCCUUGGGUGGGGGCUGUGUCUGGGCUGUUCUGGGGGUGUUGUGUGUGCUGGUAACACUGGAACCACCCCAUCUGUGGGUGCAGAGGUCAUGGCUGGGGCUUGAUGCCACAGAGGAACAGGAGGGUGCAGCUUGUCUCCAUCCAGCUGAAUAACCUUGUUACAUGAUGGGGGAGCAAUUGGCUCACUGGUUGGGCACAGAGUUACAGUGGCUGGGCUGACAUCAGGCUGGCAGGUGUCACCAGUGGGGUUCUGCAGGGCUCCAUCCUCAGCCCAGUUCUCCUCAACAUCUUCAUUAAUGACCUGGACACAGGACUGGAAGGAAUCCUUACAAACUUACACCAGGAGCUGUCGACUCCCUCGAGGGCAGAAAGGCCCUGCAGAGAGACCUCGACAAAUUAGAGAGAUGGGCAACCACCAACCACAGGAAGUUUAAGAAGGGCCAGUGUCCCAUUCUGCACCUGGGAUGGGGCAACCCUGGCUGUGUGUAUAGACUGGGGAAUGAGAUGCUGGAAAGCAGCUGUGGGAAGGGACCUGGGGGUCCUGGUCGAUGGCAAGUUGAAUAUGAGUCAGCAGUGCCCUGGCAGCCAGGAGGGCCAACCAUGUCCUGGGGGGCAUCAGGCAAAGCAUCGCCAGCCAGGCGAGGGAGGGGAUUGUCCCUCUCUGCUCUGACCUGGGGUGGCCUCAUCUUGGAUAUUGUGUGCAGGUUUGGGCACCACAAUGUAAAAAAAAGACAUUAAGCUAUUAGAGAGCACCCAAGGAGGCUGUGAGGAUGGUGAAGGGUCUGGAGGGGAAGUGUUGUGAGGAGCAGCUGAGGGCACUUGGUCUGUUCAGCCUGGAGAAGGGGAGACUGAGGGGAGGCCUCACUGAGGUCUUCAACAUCCUCAUGUGGGGCAGUGGAGGGGCAGACAUUUGAUCUCUUCACUCUUGUGACCAGUGACAUGAGUGGGGAUGGGAGGUCUGAGUGGCCACAGCACCUCAUCCAGUGUGAUGGGGCUGAGCCCUCCAGCUUUCCUCCCCCCUGCUUUCCUUCCCCAGCUUUCCUCCCUUCUUCUCCCCUUUGCUCUGCCGUCAUCCCCAACCCCAGUGUCCCAACCCCAGUCUCACAGGGCUGGAGGGACCCUAAACGAGGGUCCCCUUUGCCUGGAGCAGCUUGAGGUUUGCUGGCCAGAAACCCCCACUCUCCAGGGGCAGCCCCUGGGGAGCAGCCCAGAACAUCCCUGUGCAAGACUGGCCAGGAGUGAGUUCCCGUGUCUCUCAGGCAGUGUUCUCGAGGCCAUCACCUCUUUUUGGGCAGAGGGAAGAGUCUGAGUCCCCUCUCCACAUGGGGCAGGGAGCGGGGAGAAGCGAUGCCCCCAGUCACCAGCCCCCUGCCCCACUCCCAGGCAUCUCCCCCCCCUAAGCAGUUCCGUUGUAUUAUAGAUUUACCACAAACUCCAUCCCCGUGGUGGCAUCUUCCUCCGAACAUUUCAGACCUGUAACUUUUAUAUUAAAGACAAAUAAAACACCAAUAACAAGCCCGCCUGAUGAUCCUGUUUACAGUGCAUGCACAGUCUGUGGAUUAAAGUGACAAUCGAAUCCA